AUGGAGAAAGACGCCAGCAUCGUGGCCAGCGACGUCAAUCCAACAUUGCUUUUAGUCAGGCAAGAUAACUCCAUUCCCGCCUUCGAAGGGAUUACACCGGUGAGAAUUAGAGAUUUGAAAGGGAACCAUUACGACCUGACGGUCGAUGCUUCUGACCGCAUUGAAAAUCUCAAAGCCAAAAUCGAAGUCAAAUCAGGAAUACUCGCCACCAAUCAGAAAUUGAUCCUCAGAGGUUGA
Messenger RNA from Exophiala aquamarina CBS 119918, 237 nucleotides. RefSeq lists its product as uncharacterized. The record is from RefSeq and is a predicted model, not a curated record. The transcript has a single exon. Bases 1 to 237 code for a protein of 78 amino acids. Gene Ontology annotation, molecular function: protein binding. Lineage: Eukaryota; Fungi; Ascomycota; Eurotiomycetes; Chaetothyriales; Herpotrichiellaceae.